UAUAUGUAAAAAUAAUAGAUGGAGUGUGCUGCAAAGGGAAAUGGACGACGGUGCUCCGGCACAGCAAACCGCCGGUGCGACAGUUGUGGUGCCGUUUCUUAUUGCUCAGUUUCUCAUCAGAGGUCACAUUGGAGUGCCCAUAAAGAAGAAUGUGGAAGGCUAAAACAACAAAUGUGUAAUGUGAAGUUGUUGAAUGAUUUUCCGUUUACGUUUUCGCGUGACGCUACUUAUCAGGUGUGUGAAAAGGUGGAGACUAGGUGUUCGUUGCUGGAUAAACUGGGGAUCCACCAUGUAGGAAUGUGGAUCCAUGAAUGUAGUUGUGGGGAUGCAUCUGCUUUGUUGGAUCAUUUGAGGUCUGACAAGGGUUGGAGUCUCUCAAGUAGAUUAUGUCCUUGUACAGGCCCUUUGUCGAUAUUAAAGAAGCAAUUAAACAGUUGGAGCGACUACUGUGAAUGGAGAGGUAUCCCGUUAGACUCUCCUGUUGCUCUACUUCUUCACUGGCCAUUGACCAUAUAUCAGGCUAUUCAGCUUGCAUUUUCUAAAGAUUUGAUCCCCGCAACUACAGAUGAACUGUGCAUACACUACCUAGGGCCAGAGAGGGAACUUUAUCAACUUUCUGUCUUUGGGGAGUUGCGUGCUCUUUUUCCGGAAGUGCAAGUGCAUAUUGAUUUUGUGGGGCCGGAGAUUCCACAUGAUAGGGAUGGUGAGACAAUCAAUCUUUGUAGUUAUCCGCAUUGCAUAGAGGCAAGCUGCUGUUGCAAAUCGGGCAAAGGUGAAUUCACUUCACGCACAACUAGUGAAAUAUCCUCAGCUAUCACAAUAAGGCUUCAUUCAGGUUAUUAUCAUGACCGCUACGUUGAACUCACCAAGGAAUUUCUCCCCGAUAUAAUCAUUGCCCCAAAUGCUGGUAUUGCCGCCUACAAAAGCUGGUUAGCAACUAUUGAGCUGAUACGGGAGAUAGAAAUCCCAGCUAUUUUCUCUGAUUACUGUGAAGAAGCGUGUCAUCUUGCAGCCAACUGUGUAAGCUCUGUGACUGGCAGUCCAUCGACAAUUACUGUUCAGCUGAACCCCUUUAGGCAGCCUCUGGCUGUUGAAGACACUGUUCUUCUUCUUCCUUGCUACUCGAAUUGCUUUUUAUUUGGAAUAUGAAGUGGAGUCUGUUCUUCCUCUUUAGCUUGAAAUCUCGCAUCAAAUUACGAAACUUGUUUUCAAUCUUGGUUGUAAUUUAACGCUUACUCGUUAGAAACUCACACCUAGGCAGGUUGUAGAUGGUGGCCACACUUACAACUCUACGGGUUGGAAGGAAUUGUAUAUACACCGCAGAGCUUUGAUUAUUUUUGUAUUGUAUACUUAUGAUCAUGGACACACUUUGUGUUCUCUUCUAGACCCAGUGAUAACUUUAUUUUACUCCAUGAUAACUUAAUACGAAACCAUAAUUUUGGAUAGCAA
Erigeron canadensis is the source of this 1449-nucleotide messenger RNA. Its product is annotated as zinc finger MYND domain-containing protein 15. The record is from RefSeq and is a predicted model, not a curated record. NCBI's taxonomy places the organism in Eukaryota, Viridiplantae, Streptophyta, Magnoliopsida, Asterales, Asteraceae. The transcript has 11 exons. The coding region runs from base 19 to 1149 and encodes 376 amino acids.